Molecule: messenger RNA, 1205 nt
Organism: Patella vulgata (common limpet)
Lineage: Eukaryota; Metazoa; Mollusca; Gastropoda; Patellidae
Product: 39S ribosomal protein L2, mitochondrial
Exons: 5
Coding region: 306-1166 (286 amino acids)
Biological process (GO): cytoplasmic translation
Cellular component (GO): ribosome
Molecular function (GO): structural constituent of ribosome; RNA binding
Source: RefSeq, a predicted model, not a curated record
AAUUCCUAGAUCCGCCCCCGACAACUCAUUGUCAAUAAACACAACUCACCCAACAGAAUGGGCUCUAGAAUCAAUACCAGAUUAAAUUAUUUUUCAAUCGCUUUUUAAUUGCUUUAACAAUCGCCAAUCAAUUAUCGUCAAGAAUCACAACUCACUCGACAGAAUGGGUUCAGUAAUCAACACCAGAUUAAUAACAACAAAAGGCUUGAAAAGAUCUGAAUGUUGAGUGGAAUGGUGAAAUUUUAUAACCAGUAGGUUUGAGAAUCAGUGAUUCAUUGAUUUACAUUAUUUAACAGAUAAACAUAAUGGCAGCUGCCUCACUGAGCCAACUAAUGAAAAGUUUAGCAAGGCUAAGCUUACUUAAUCAUGCUAAAUCAAGACAAAGUUUCCACACUAGUAGUAUUGUAGAUGGUAAAGCAAAGUUUAUUAAACUGGGUAUAAAUGUAGAUAGAUAUACAUUAAGACCUAUACAUUUACCUAAAUCUGGAGGACGAGGUCAUGAUGGUCGCAUUCAAACACAUGGUGUAGGAGGUGGACAUAGACAGUGUUAUCGUAUGGUUGACUUUAAACGUAUUGGUCCUAAAACUGGAGAACCAUUAGUAGAAAGAGUAUUAGCUGUUCGUUAUGAUCCGUGUAGAAGUGCUGAUAUAGCGGUAGUGGCAGGAGGAGAAAAAGCUAGAUAUAUUGUAGCUUCAGAAAACAUGAAAGCUGGAGAUUUAAUUAAAAGUUCUGGAGAACUGAAAAAGAUAACAGUGAAAGCUAUAGAAGGUGAUAGCUAUCCUUUAGGAUCUUUACCCUUAGGAACUUUAGUACAUAAUAUAGAAAUAUAUCCUGAAACUGGUGGUCGAGUGGCCAGGGCUGCAGGUACUUGUGGACAACUUAUAAAGAAAAUUGGUGAUCGCUGUAUUAUAAGAAUGCCAUCUAAGCGUGAGAUGAAUGUUUCUGAAGAAUGCACAGCAACUGUUGGUAGAGUUUCUAAUAUUGAUCAUAAUAAACAACACAUAGGAUCAGCAUCACGUGCUAGAUGGUUUGGUAUCAGACCAGACAGUGGAUGGAAGCAAAAGAAAACAGGUUAUAACGGACGAAAAAUAAAACCAGUUAAACCAGUUGUUAUUCAUAAAGCUUCUAAAGCACCUGCAAGUGCUAUAUAUAAAGAUACUGUAUAGUUAAUUUAAUAAAGAUAAGAUUUUAGUAUUUAUCAUACA